Ogataea angusta is the source of this 1140-nucleotide messenger RNA. RefSeq lists its product as uncharacterized. Gene Ontology annotation, biological process: nuclear envelope organization; lipid homeostasis. Gene Ontology annotation, cellular component: nuclear envelope; nuclear membrane. The transcript has a single exon. Lineage: Eukaryota; Fungi; Ascomycota; Pichiomycetes; Pichiales; Pichiaceae. Bases 1 to 1140 code for a protein of 379 amino acids. The record is from RefSeq and is a predicted model, not a curated record.
AUGGAUCACUUCAGCUUUUUGAAUCUAAAUGACGAACUUGAAGUAGAGGGUGACCUGCUGAACUUAUCACUGGCAAAUACGACAGAUAAUGUUGCCCCUGAGAAUAAUUCAGAUGAGGAUGUCUCUAUGCACGAUGUUUCUUUUUCUCAAAAUCAUGAAGAAACAGAUGAUACGGAUGGCCAAUCACCUAGCACCAUUGAUGAUUUAGAGGAACAACUGCAUCAGUCUUCUGGUAUUAUUGAUAUUCUUCAUCCAACUGAGUCUGGCGCACGCUUGGCUCAAUCAGGCAGACGCAUACAUAGAAUCAAGGAUAAUGUGGAAAUCGAGAUUGGAGUUGACACGGAUUUGCAGAAUGCUGAAGAAUCUGCUCUGCGCUACGAUGGGGCUGGAUCAAAAGCGAAACAUCAAAACGCGAUCAAAAAUGAAAACGAAGAUUUGUCCUCGGAGUCAAAGACAGAAGGACCAAAACCUAACAAGUUUCAGAUUCACAACCAUUAUUACAUAUCUUUCAAUUCACCCCGAGAGGACUCUGAACUGCUGCCUCAACCAUGGACACAAGAGUCAAAACCUUGCUUCAGGAUACCAUAUUUACUUUUGACUUAUUUACAGAUUGUCUUGAAUACUCUCACGGCAUGUUAUUGCUUAAAACUUGGCUAUGAUGGCGUACAGGGUAUAAAAGUUGAUAUUGAACGAGCGGUAAAACGAAAAAUUCAUGCUUCCUACUUUGAAAUAGAAGCAUGCCGAAGAAAGUAUGCUGAAAAUCAUUGUGAUCCCUAUUCUCGACUUCCAGCUUUACAGGACAUAUGCUUACAAUGGGAAGCUUGCAUGAAUAAAAAUCCCUUUCUCUCAGUGUCCUACUCUACUCUUUUAGCGGAAAUUCUUGGAACCAUUUUGAGCUCGUUUGCAGAACCUUUGAAUGUCAAGGGAUUUUCUUUGCUUCUCAUGAUCUUGAGCUUUUGUUAUCUGUCUAACUUUGGGUGGGGAUUUCUGAGAUCGGGUACAUACUAUGGCUGGAAUGACGAAGACUCAAACUCGGAUGUCAAAACGGUAAAGACGUCCAUGACGCGUGAGUCAAGUUGUCAGAGAACCUUUAAUCAGGUCACCUAUCCUGAAUGCAGCGACGAUAGCCAACCCCACUAA